This is a messenger RNA of Betta splendens (Siamese fighting fish), 1784 nucleotides long. RefSeq names its product tumor suppressor 2, mitochondrial calcium regulator b (gene tusc2b). The transcript has 4 exons. Gene Ontology annotation, cellular component: mitochondrion. Gene Ontology annotation, biological process: inflammatory response; regulation of mitochondrial membrane potential. Bases 241 to 576 code for a protein of 111 amino acids. The record is from RefSeq and is a predicted model, not a curated record. Lineage: Eukaryota; Metazoa; Chordata; Actinopteri; Anabantiformes; Osphronemidae.
CUGUGCGACGCACACAAAACACAGAAGAAGAACUUGGUCGUCAGCUAGCAUAAACAUCUAGCUUAGCUGUGUCAGUGUGAUGAGGUCUUUGUACAGAUUUGGCAGACCACCGAGAUAAAAUAAUCAAAGAUUGCCUCCCCGUGAAUCGACGCUCUUUAGCUUUCAUUGCAUGUGGUACAGCAACACUGUAGCACCACUGGCAGUACCGUGACCCAAGAAAAUAAUGAGCUGCAGCUGAAGAUGGGUGGCAGUGGCUCCAAAUCCAGAGGAUUUUGGCCUUUUUCUGGCUCAGGUAGUGUGGAUGAUUCAACCAAAGAUGGAAACGAGCAGUCACUGGCACGAGUCCGAAGUUUCCCCGGCGCAACACCUUUUGUGUUUACUAGACGAAGCUCAAUGUUCUUUGAUGAAGAUGGUGACUUGGCACAUGAGUUUUAUGAGGAGGCAAUAGUGACAAAAAAUGGACGCAAAAAAGCCAAGCUGAAGAGAAUUCAGAAAAACCUAACACCUCAGGGAAUUAUAAAGCUGGACCAUCCGUGCAUCCAUGUAGAUUUCCCAGUUGUCCUCUGUGAAGCCUGACCAUGACUAUGGAGUGUCUCGGACUAGCUACUGUGUCAACUCCAUCCUUCAGUUUGCCAGACAACUGGAAGCCUGAAACAAUUUAAAAUAACAUGAUCCCUUGAUAUAUUUGAUGCCCUUAUGUGGACAGGCUAAUGCAAUGUGUGCUGAGCCUCUGCAUGUGAUCUGUUAUAUGGCUUGUGUGCAGUUAGACACUGAAUAAGUCACCAGUGAAGAUCGAAAAGGGCGCUGUGGUGGGAAAACUGACUCCGUAUACAGGUCAUAAUUUUGGUGCAUGUGAAUGUGUGUGCACAUACAGGGUGAAAUGAGUCCUGAAUUCAUUGGUGCGGAUUGAUGUCUGGUAUGAUUCAUUGAGCUCCAGGAGUUCAAGGAGAAAAUAAACAGUUCUUUUUGUUCUGUCACCAUCAUAUAUAAAGUGACAAGUGCACACACUAGGCAUUUUUACACCAUAAUGACUUGGUUUAUUAUGCAUGGAGCAAGAUCUGCAUAUCAGUAAUAGUCCUCGGGUAGUUGACAAUCAAUGGCCCAUCAAAUAUGAAGUGGAUAAAUGUCAUAAUGUUGGUUGGACUGACUUCACUGACAUCGGAGUCACAUGUACAUAGCAGCAGUGAGUCUAAUGAGAGAUCCUCUUUUCUUUGCUGCUUUGGCACAUUAUGUUUCAUUUAAUUUAUUAUAACUGUUUUUUAAUUACAUUUUGAAACGUUGAACUGUGUAAUGGUGCUUUCUUAUUUGUAUGUGUCAAAUUGUGUGCUUCUGAGGCAUGAGGAAGAAAUAUUUAUGGAUACAAUAUAUAAACAAUGGUAACUUUAGAUUUUAUGUUACAGGUGAGUAAAGUCGACCAACACAAUCUGUUCAAUAGAAAUAAUGCUCCUGCCUGGGAUCUACCUGUAAUUGAAUUAGAUGUCCACAGAGGAAAUUGCAAAUUCAAACUGUUUGGAGAAAAGCUAUUGUGCGUGUAUGUAAUAAUGAGCGGAGUGAAAGCGUUCGGUCCUGCCUCCAUGGGAAAGGGGUUUCUCUAAAGCUGCCUUUGAUGGUGUUCUCCUUGGAGGAUUAAGAGGGCUGUGCCAAAGUCUAUUCCACUUUAUUGCUUCCAUGAAAUGAUUUUACUUUGUGCUCUGGACAAGUACCUCUUCUCAGCUGGGUUUGUGGGUAAUAUGGAGCAACAACUACUUUUUUCUAUUAAACUGUAAUAAUAUGCAAGGCCACAA